Paramecium primaurelia is the source of this 2672-nucleotide messenger RNA. The record is from the annotation of a GenBank genome assembly. Lineage: Eukaryota; Ciliophora; Oligohymenophorea; Peniculida; Parameciidae.
AUGGAUCAACUAGAAAAAAAAAGUAUAUUGGUCUCAAUUUUAAAGGAGCUUCCCUCAAACUAUGAAAUACAAGAGAUUAAGACAUUUACAGGAAUCAAUAAAUAACAAAUGUAGUUGAUCUUAAUAAAAUUAGUAUAUAAUCGUCAACUACUCUGAAAAGCUUGAAACCAUUGUAAAUUUAACAUAGAACACUGUUUGAUAAUUUAAAACAAUAAGUCAAUUCAUAAAAACAAUCAUUUAGUAAUGAACUUGACAUUUAAAUAUCUAAACUUUUAACAACAUUAAGUCCGUAAUAUGAAAUAAAUGAUAAAUUUCUAGAGAUAAGUGAAGUUGAGAGAAUCAACUUUGACACUGAUAACACUUAAGAACCAGAGUAGAUACUGUUUAAAUUACAGACUGGAUUUAUUCAUUUAAUCAUUUUUUGGGUAAUUUUAAUAAAAUACUAUACAAUUAGGCAAGUUGGUCAAAUAAAAGUAAAGAACUGAUUGAAUAAUGUGAAAACUUAUAACAAAAAAAGUUAGAAUGGUAAGGAUAAAUUAAAAUUGUUGGAAUGUCUAUAGAUUCUUAAUUGUAAUUAUUGAUAAAGAGACUGAAUAACAACAAUUGGAAGAAAAUUGAACAUUAUAGAUUUCCAAAUGGAUAUGAUGAUAAUAAUUAGAUUUUCAAUGAACUGAAUAUUAAAGAUAUCCCAUUUAUAUUCAUCACUAAUAAGAAAGGCGAAAUUAUAUACUUGGGAUCUCCAGAAAAUAUCUUUCUUGAAGAAUUUCUUGAUAAUGAAUUAAAUCAACUUUUUUAACAAAAAUGUACAAAAGUAAAUCAAAUAAUAAUUGAUGAGAAUUAAAGUUAAUCAGCUAUUGAAUAAUUUAGACAAUUAAAAAACAAUUUUCUAAAAUUAUUUAGUAUUAUUUAGGAAGCUAAUUUUAAUGGAAAAGUAGAAAUUAGCUUAUAGAAAAUAAGUACAUGGAAGAAAAAUACAUUAAAAAGAGUACUUUUAGAAUCAAAACUUGAAUUAAUUUAUGAUGUACAUAAAAGUGAGGAAAACAAAAUCACAUAAUUUCUUGAUGAAUUUUGGUCAUAAAUACCAAAUAAUCUUAAAUAAGUACUUAAAUCAAAAAUUAGAGAUCCUGAUAGAGAAGAGUAUGAAAUUAAAGCAAAAUUUUAAGAAAUUUUUUCAAUCUAAGAAAUAUAGUUAUAAUACUUUCCUUAAGAAAUUCUGAAAUUAAGUUAUAUGAAUGGAGAAUAUAAAACUGAAAAGAAAAACUCUUUUACAACAUUGCCUCAAAAUUUAACAGCAUAAUCUUUCACAAGAGCAAUUAGUGAAGUUAAAGACUUCUUUUCCAACCUUAGUGAUGAUGAAGAACGUACAAUAAAUAUUGAUUCAAUAACUCAAGACAUAAAAUCUUAUGUAACUUUAGAACCUUUUCAUACUUUUCAGCCAUUGCAUAAUUAUAGGAAAUGGGGUUAAGAAAAUUACAUUACCAUUGAGCAUGUUUAAGGUUAAAUCUUAGUUCUAGAUUAUUGGGCCUAUGCUUGUGGACCUUGUGUUAAAGGGAUAUCUCAUUUAGCUCAAUUAAUGAAAAAUAAUAUAACAAAGUGGGGUAAUUCUGUUAGAUUCAUCAUUCUAAGUAUUGCUCUAUCAGAUGAAUCAUAAUUAUUUAUGGAUUUAAACCAGGAGCUUCAAAAAUAUUUAGAGUUUUAUUUUCCAAAGUAAGUGCGAUAAAUUGAUUAAAUCGUUUAUGGAAUGUAGUCUAUUCCUCAUUAUUUGAUUAUAGAUAAAUUUGGAAUCAUCAGAUAUAAAGGGGAACUGUAAAAUAUUGAAAAAAAGGUCAAUAAAUUAAGAGAUGAAUAAAACUAACAAUUGUAAGUUGAUCAUUAGCAUAUACCAAUGAAUGAUACCAAAAUUUUAUAAAUAAUUACAGACUUAUUUUAAACUAAUAUGAAAGAAAAUUUCAGACUUAUAGACAAAGAUAAAGUUAUUCAAUUUGAAAUUGUAAUAAAAAUAAUAAAGAUUCUGAAUGAAUCAAAGAUAUCAAAAACUUUCCUUUAAUAUUAUGUAAGAGAUACUUAACUUGUACAGAUUAAAAAGUUUUUAGAUUAAUUAUUUAAUAUAAUUCCAAAAUAAAUAUGGACUAUUUCUAAAUACAUAUAAAAUACUAUUUCCAUAAAAUAUCCUGGACUGAUAUGCACAGUUUGUAAAAAGGACAUAUCUUAGCAUGCUUAACAAUAUUAUUCUUAUUUUAAAGAUGAGCAUGUAUGCAUAGAAUGUGCUGAAUUUGAUGAUGUUAAAAAAAUUGGUAUGGAAAGGUUUAGAUAUGCUGAUACUUUAAUUUUUAUUAAUGGUCCUUUGACUGAUGAGUCUGUGUUACAUAAUAUAGAAAUUCAAAAAGUUGGAAAAAAUUUAAAAUUAAAAGAAGGAGAAAUAGGUAAUUAAAAGCAAAGUUUCAUCUGCUUUUAGUGUCAAACAAACUAACCAUUUGGUCCAAGAUACAUAUCAUUGAAUAAUCAAUUAGGAAGAUUUGUUGAAGAUGUAAUCUAAUUGAUAAUAUAUUUAGAAUUAUAUCGAUUAUUGUUAAUUGUGUUUUACUAAGAUUAAGAGUUAAAAUUUGAAAACAAGAGAGCUUACUCUAUUUACAAGAGUUCUCUUUGAUUAUGGAGAAUAUUCAAUGUUUUGA